CACUAAUCUCUGGUCCAAACUCCCGAUGACCCCAACGUCGGGGAAACUGGGCCUACCUCUCUCAAACGACGAGCCUCUGGAAGGCAAGGGCGCCAAGAUCGAGAAAUGUGAGCUCAGAAUCGAGGGGAUGACUUGUGGGUCAUGCGUCGAGUCUAUCGAAGGCAUGCUGAGGCCACAACCUGGGAUCCAUUCGAUCAAGGUGGCUUUGUUAGCUGAACGAGGCGUUGUAGAGUAUGACCCCGACACUUGGGAUCCCGAUAAAAUCAUGAACGAAAUAUCUGACAUUGGUUUUGACGCGACCCUCAUCCCCCCUACGCGCUCGGAUGAGAUCACCCUCCGAGUCUAUGGGAUGACUUGUUCCUCAUGCACCUCGACGGUCGAAGGGCAACUAGGAGCAAUGCCCGGUAUCCUGGAAGUCUCUGUCUCUCUAGCGACGGAAACAUGCAAGGUGUCCUUCGACCGCGGGCUCAUCGGACCGCGUGAAAUGGUCGAGCGCAUCGAAGAGCUUGGCUUUGACGCCAUGGUCUCCGAUGAGCAAGACGCAACUCAGCUCCGCUCCUUGACACGAACGAAAGAAAUUCGUGAAUGGCGUUCGCGGUUUUGGUGGAGUGUUGCAUUCGCCGCUCCUGUUUUCUUGAUCACCAUGGUUCUUCCGAAGCUGCCCGGCAUGUUCCCUAUUAUCCACCACCAUAUCUACACCGGUAUAUGUGUCGGCCACCUCCUCGUUCUUGCUUUCACAUCACCUUCGCAAUUCUGGAUUGGGCGCAAGUUUUACAUCAAUGCCUGGAAGGCCUUGAAGCAUAAAUCGGCGACCAUGGAUGUAUUGGUAAUGUUGGGCACCUCGGCGGCGUAUUUUUACUCUGUCUUCGCAAUGUUUUUCGCAAUGUGGAAUCCGGAACCGGACUUCAUACCCCUCAUCUUUUUCGAUACCAGCACCAUGCUCAUCAUGUUCGUCUCCCUCGGCCGCUAUUUGGAGAACUCGGCGAAGGGGAAGACGAGCGCAGCCUUGACUGAUCUCAUGGCUCUUACUCCUUCCAUGGCGACAAUUUACACGGAUGCUCCUGCCUGCACUCAGGAGAAGCGGAUACCUACGGAACUUGUUCAGGUUGGUGACAUCGUCAAGCUUGUCCCAGGAGACAAGGUCCCUGCAGAUGGCACAGUCAUCAAGGGUUCGUCGAGCAUUGAUGAGAGCGCUGUCACCGGCGAGCCAGUCCCCGUGCUCAAACAACCAGGAGAUAGCGUCAUCGGCGGCACUGUCAACGGCCUCGGCACGUUUGACAUGACCGUCACCCGUGCCGGCAAGGACACUGCGCUCGCACAGAUCGUCAAGCUCGUCGAGGAUGCCCAAACUUCCAAAGCCCCGAUCCAAGCUUUUGCAGACAAAGUGGCAGGUUACUUCGUACCCGUCGUCAUUUCGCUCGCCGUUGUAACGUUCGUCGGAUGGAUGGGCGUCUCUUAUUUCUCCGACGAAGCAGCGCUCCCGAUGAUGUUCCACGAGCAUGGUGCGACUAAACUCUCCGUCUGUCUUCAGCUCUGUAUCUCGGUCGUCGUGGUCGCAUGCCCGUGCGCCCUCGGCCUGAGCACACCCACCGCCAUCAUGGUUGGCACAGGUAUGGGCGCGAAGAAUGGUAUCCUCAUCAAGGGUGGACGGGCUUUGGAGGCCAGCCGUCAUCUAAAGCGUGUCGUACUUGAUAAAACAGGAACGGUCACGGAGGGCAAGUUGACUGUCGCGGGUGUUGCCUGGGCGCUCACGCAUGAAUCGGGCGAGGGGCAAGCUUCGGGAGACGGACAGAUGGAGAUAGCUUCUUUGACCGCGACGGCAGCGGAUGGUGCCACAUCCCGCGCCGCGAUCAUUGCGAUGCUGUCCGCUACCGAGGCCCGUUCCGAACACCCUCUUGCCAAAGCUGUUGCCGUUUGGGGCAAGGACCUGCUGAGGGGCUACAGCGGUGCGCAGGAACCCGAGAUAGAAACAUUCGAGAGCGUCACCGGGCAAGGUGUCACCGCCACUAUCAAAUUGUCCAGGUCUGCGCCUGGGCUACCAGACAAGUACACCAUCUGGGUGGGCACUCCCCGUUUCAUUACACAAUCCGAUGAUGGAUAUCUCCCCUCGGUUCUCUCUGGCUUCGAGUCUCGUGAAGCGGUCAAGGGACGCACCCUGAUUUAUGUCUCUAUUGCAUCGUCGACUUCUCACCCAAUUCCCGUGCUUGCUAUCGCGCUUGCGGACGCACCGAAACCUUCGUCCAAGUAUGCUAUCAGGGCUCUGCAGAACAUGGGCAUCGAGGUUAAUAUGAUGACGGGUGAUGGUAGAGAGACUGCUUUGGCUAUCGCACAACAGGUUGGUAUCAAACCGGAGGGCGUAUGGGCGAGCAUGAGUCCGAAAGGCAAGGCAUCGGUUGUUACCGAGCUAAUGCAGAAGGGGGCAGUGGCGAUGGUCGGUGAUGGUAUCAACGACUCUCCGGCUCUCGUAGCUGCCACUGUCGGCAUCGCCCUUUCCUCUGGAACGUCCGUCGCCAUCGAGGCCGCGGACAUCGUCCUUAUGCGCUCCGACCUGCUCGACGUGGUUGCCGCGCUCCACCUCUCGCGCUCGAUCUUCGCCACCAUCCGCCGUAACCUCAUCUGGGCAUGCGUGUACAAUGUGCUCGGCAUCCCGCUUGCCAUGGGUCUCUUCCUCCCGUUCGGUCUCCACCUGCACCCAAUGAUGGCCGGCGCGAUGAUGGCGUUCAGUUCCGUCAGCGUCGUCACGAGCUCGUUGGCGCUCAAGUGGUGGGUGCGCCCAGCGGAGAGCCUGAUGCCCGGCGAGGCCGUCGAGCACGACAGUGUCUGGUCAAGUGCAUGGAAUGCCAUGGGCGGCGCGUUCGAGCGUGUGGGGAGCGUGUUUAGAGGUGGCAGGGGCCGCCAUGUGGGAUAUGACCAGCUGCCUGUGGAGAUGCACGAAGCUGUUUAAGGGACUUUGUUUAUUGUUCAGUAGUCGCGCGCGUUUUUGGGCCCCUAUGCGAAGCAUUGUCCCGUUCCUUAUUCGACAUUCAUUUCUCUGUAUCUUAUUUUGAUCUUAUAUGUUGAGUUCAAUCUAUCUUGUACAUU
This is a messenger RNA of Heterobasidion irregulare TC 32-1, 3081 nucleotides long. RefSeq names its product P-type ATPase. Gene Ontology annotation, biological process: monoatomic cation transport; copper ion homeostasis. Bases 26 to 2944 code for a protein of 972 amino acids. Gene Ontology annotation, cellular component: membrane. The transcript has 4 exons. Gene Ontology annotation, molecular function: P-type divalent copper transporter activity; ATP binding; ATP hydrolysis activity. The record is from RefSeq and is a predicted model, not a curated record. Lineage: Eukaryota; Fungi; Basidiomycota; Agaricomycetes; Russulales; Bondarzewiaceae.